CUCUUCUGCUCCGCCCACCAUGUCCCAGUACGGCACCCGCAUCAUCGGCGCGCCCAACACGCUCGAGCACCGCACCUUCCUCGAGCAGAACGGCAAUGUCAUUUCGCCCUUCCACGACGUCCCGCUUUUCGCGGACCAGAACAACGGCAUCUUCAACAUGAUCGUCGAGGUCCCCCGCUGGACGAACGCGAAGAUGGAGACCAGCAAGGAGGAGGCCUUCAACCCCAUCAAGCAGGACAUCAAGAAGGGCCGCUUGCGCUAUGUCCGCAACUGCUUCCCCCACCACGGCUACAUCUGGAACUACGGCAUGUUCCCUCAGACCUGGGAGGACCCCUCCGCCCUUCACCCGGAGACGAAGGCCAAGGGUGACAACGAUCCGCUCGAUGUCUGCGAGAUCGGUGAGCAGGUCGGCUACGUCGGCCAGGUCAAGCAGGUCAAGGUCCUCGGCAUCAUGGCCCUGAUCGACGAGGGUGAGACCGACUGGAAGGUCAUCGUCGUUGACGUGAACGACCCCCUCGCGUCCAAGCUCAACGACAUUGAGGACGUUGAGCGCCACCAGCCCGGCCUCAUUCGCGCGACGAACGAGUGGUUCCGCAUCUACAAGAUCCCUGAUGGCAAGGGCGAGAACACCUUCGCGUUCUCUGGCGAGGCCAAGAACAAGAAGUACGCCACCGAGAUCAUCCACGAGUGCCACGAGGCCUGGAAGCGCCUUGUCACUGGUGAGGCUGCCGCCAAGGACAUCUCGAUCAAAAACAUCACGAUCAGCAACUCUCCUGGCUUCAUCUCGCGCGACGACCCGGAGUACACCUCUCUUCCCUCGGACUCGCGCAAGCCGCCUGCGCCGAUCGACCCCAGCGUGUCGAAGUGGUUCUACAUCUCUUCUGCCCAGGUCUAAACCAUCGUGGUCGAAAUUAUCUAGAAAUUGUACAAAACAGGGAAUUUACGUUGUUGACGAGUUC
Molecule: messenger RNA, 959 nt
Organism: Schizophyllum commune H4-8
Lineage: Eukaryota; Fungi; Basidiomycota; Agaricomycetes; Agaricales; Schizophyllaceae
Product: inorganic pyrophosphatase
Exons: 6
Coding region: 20-895 (291 amino acids)
Biological process (GO): phosphate-containing compound metabolic process
Cellular component (GO): cytoplasm; nucleus
Molecular function (GO): magnesium ion binding; inorganic diphosphate phosphatase activity
Source: RefSeq, a predicted model, not a curated record